Molecule: messenger RNA, 2201 nt
Organism: Aspergillus saccharolyticus JOP 1030-1
Lineage: Eukaryota; Fungi; Ascomycota; Eurotiomycetes; Eurotiales; Aspergillaceae
Product: Zn(II)2Cys6 transcription factor
Exons: 1
Coding region: 434-2194 (586 amino acids)
Biological process (GO): regulation of DNA-templated transcription; DNA-templated transcription
Molecular function (GO): DNA binding; DNA-binding transcription factor activity, RNA polymerase II-specific; zinc ion binding
Source: RefSeq, a predicted model, not a curated record
UCCCCCCCUCUUUUCUUGCUGCAUGGCUCGCGGAUAAGCACAAUUUACACUUUACUAUCUGGAUUCAAUUACUGUAGCCUUCCUUAUAUAUAUUCGACUCUACUGUAUGUAUCUUUGCUUCAUCUUUCCUUUCUCGCAUUGUCUGCUGUCUUCUCUCUCUUUUCCCCUCUUCUUCUUUCCCCUCUCCCGUGUUUGUCCCUCAGUCUUUCUCCCCCAGAAUUCCAGACAGCGGCUCUCCCCGCUCUAUUCCAGAUCUCGGCCUCUGCUUCACCCCAACCCUCUUAAGCAUCUUGUAUUCCCCAGAACAGCCUCGAUCAUUGAUCCUUGCUUGGGGCUGUCUCGCUUCCUUGCGGAAUUUGCUUUCAGCAGAGAGCUGGCUUGUAUCACAUUGACGUCCUUUUGUUAAUCAAUCGAUGACAGUCUGCCUGCCACCAUGGACCCGGGCAUCAACCCAUUCGUGACUGCGAAACCCCCUAAUCCACCCAAGAACGCCGGGCCUUCACUCCUUGCCUGCUUACUAUGUCGACACAAGCAUCUCAAGUGUGACGGUAACACACCCGUCUGUGGUCGUUGUGCAGCCACGGGCGCCGAGUGCCAGUAUACCCCGUCGCGUCGCGGGUACAAAGGCCCAUCAAAGAAACGUCGCGCCAACCCGUCCUCCCCUGACCAAAUCCCCACGGAUUUGUCGGCCUCGUUCGAGGCUCAGCCUUACUACAAUGUCCCCUCCGAAUGGGUCCUGCCCACCAGCAUGCCUCUGAUGCCUGUGACCACUCCGCUACCCAGUACCAGCACCCUGCCGCCUUCUCUUCCCACCACGAGCCCCGAACUGACGACAGAUGGCUCGGUUUCGUCGCAGCCUCUCCGCGCGGCUCACAGUCCCCUCACCCCGGACUCUUACUCCUCUAUCCCUAACGACAACUACCUCAUUGACAUCUACUACACCUACUUCCACCCCUCCCACCCCAUCCUCCUUCCAUUCCGGGUCCUGUGUCGGUCCCAUGUCCCACCUUUCCUGGAGCACGUGAUCAAAUUCAUUGGCACUCAUUUCACCCCCGCGGCUUCCAGCGACGCAUAUAGGCCGACGGUGAUGUCGUCCGUCAUAGAGCAGGAGCCCUCUGUGGAGAAAAUCCAAGCUCUGUUGCUCCUGGCCAUCGUUCUCCAUUCGCGAAAUGAGCGAUCCGAUGCUGGAGUGUGCAUCGCAAUGGCCGUCGACCUGGCUUUCGAGCUGGGAUUGCACACUCGACAAUUCGCGCAGACCAUGGGAGAGGGAGAUCCCGUGCGGGAGGAGAGUCUGCGACGAACCUGGUGGGAGUUGUUCAUUAUUGAGGCCAUGCUGACCGCCCUUGGGGUUCAACCGCAAUACCGAUGUAACACAGUGCCUCUGGAGGUGCCACUACCUUGCGAGGAGAGAAUCUACCAGGACGGACUGGCUCCUCCACCCCCACUGACGAUUGCACAGUUUGACGAGCGGGCGUUUGAUGAUGAAGAACGAGAUUUCUCGUCCUACACUUACCGCAUUGAAGCAGCCCGGAUCCUGGGUCGCGUGGUGGCCAUCCAGGAUAUGGUCGAGGGCCAGCAGGAUCAAGUGGAAGCUACUGACGCUCGGAUCACUAGCUGGUUCCACCAUCUGCCCGAGUCGAAGGCUGAGCUUCUGCGUCCUGAUGGAUCCGUGGACGAGAUGAUGUUCCAGGCGACCAUGGUCAUCAAUGGAUCGUCCAUCUACCUGCACUUCCCGCGGUCGGAUUUGCUGUCGUCCCCGGCGGUGGCUGCGGAGGUGAUUUGCGGCCAUCAUGGCCCGCUUAGCAUCCCCGCGUUCUCGCACCACUCGCACGCUAUGAAGGCCGUCAAGGCGGCUAGCGAAAUUUCUACGCUGGCGUCCAUCCGGAUGCCUGUCGUCAAGCACACCCCAUUCUUCAUCUGCACCUUAGUUCUGAGCUCCAUGGUGCAGCUUGCCGCCUGCUCCGUGAAAGCGGGCCAGAUGCCCGACCCCAGUCGCGACCGGCUCACGCUGACAAUCGGCGUCUUCAAGACGCUUGCCCGCACAUGGGCGAUUUCCCAGAGCAUCAUGCGGCAAAUUAAGGCGGUGGCGCGCGACGUGAUGGAUCUGGGUCUCCGGCCCAACCUGGACCAGAUAGAUUUAAAUACCAUGCUCGAAAACGGACGCUUCUGGAUGCCCGACAUGCUUCCCCGUUGAGCUUUUG